Echinostoma caproni is the source of this 1122-nucleotide messenger RNA. The record is from the annotation of a GenBank genome assembly. Lineage: Eukaryota; Metazoa; Platyhelminthes; Trematoda; Plagiorchiida; Echinostomatidae.
AAUUGUCUGGAUACAGUUACAAAGGGUAGUGGGGCGUUUGCUUGGAAACGUGACGCGCGCAUUCAUCGUGAACAGAAACGUUCUCUCAUUCUCUUUCUUUAUAACCUAUUUAAUUUCCUCAUUUCAUCAACUGAGAUGGCAUUACUCGAUUUGAACUUGAACCUCAUACUGUUCAUGACUUACUCUACUGUUCUUCAGGUUGUCCAGUACAUCGGCGAGACAUGUCGAUAUUUGGUCUCGCAACCACCCAGACCCACAGAUCGCCAGCAUCAAGUUCGUCUGGCUUUUGGAAAUGGGUUGCGUCGCGAAACUUGGAUUGAGUUCCAAAAGCGAUUUAAUGUCCCACGGAUUGGCGAGUUGUACGGUGCAACUGAGUCAACGGCUAGCAUUAUCAAUUCGGAUUUCACGGUCGGUGCAAUCGGUUUCAUCCCACAAGUGAUCAAAGGUGUUUAUCCGAUUUAUCUCAUCAAAAUGGAUCCGACCACGGAAGAACCUCUCCGGGAUCCAGAGACCGGUCUCUGUAUCGAAUGUGAUGAGAAUGAACCGGGUCAACUGAUCGGUCGGAUCAGCAAGCGUAGUCCCGUGCGCCAGUACGACGGUUAUGUUAGUGAACAAGCGAGCGAGAAAAAAGUGCUGCGCAAUGUGUUCAAACCCGGCGAUGCUUGGUUCGCUUCCGGUGAUCUGCUUUACCGGGACGAGCUGGGUUAUCUCUAUUUCAGUGAUCGUCUUGGUGAUACAUUCCGUUGGCGCGGGGAAAAUGUGUCCACGGCUGAAGUGGAGUCUGUUUUGCUCAAAGCAUUUCCCGAUAUGACCGCGACUGUCUACGGCGUUCCUGUCCCAAAGAAUGAAGGGAAGGCCGGAAUGGCCGCACUGGUUGUGGACCUAUCCAAAAUUCCUGCCGAGGAUGAACGGGAACUAGUGGAUCGAUUAUAUCAGGAAUUCACGUUGAAUUUACCCACAUAUGCUCGUCCACUGUUUCUCCGAUUGUGCGAACAAAUCGAAAUGACUAGUGAGUUUCUGGACGGCAUUGGAUUCUCGCACGAUCACAUCUUUAUGGAUUCUUGCAACUUAAUCAUCCAGUGGAUAAAACAAAAUAAUAGUUAUUUUUGGGACUUGGAAUGA